Messenger RNA from Chlamydomonas reinhardtii, 2242 nucleotides. RefSeq lists its product as uncharacterized. The record is from RefSeq and is a predicted model, not a curated record. The coding region runs from base 175 to 1323 and encodes 382 amino acids. The transcript is spliced from 8 exons. NCBI's taxonomy places the organism in Eukaryota, Viridiplantae, Chlorophyta, Chlorophyceae, Chlamydomonadales, Chlamydomonadaceae. Gene Ontology annotation, biological process: intracellular signal transduction. Gene Ontology annotation, molecular function: protein serine/threonine kinase activator activity.
AUUGCGUAUUAACUAACAGAAAUCAUCAUUCCUAGCUGUUGCUUUCUUGAAGCUGCUUGGGCAGGGCGGGGCCGGAACGCCGCCUGCCUGCUUGGGACGCUAGGAAAUGCCACUUGAAGUCUUUUACCUAUAGCUUAGUCCUGGGCCGUCGUGGCGUCGAACUAGGGGGCAACCAUGCCCGCUCCGGCCUUUCUCCAAAAGCUGCUUGCGGAAAAGCCCAAGACACCGUCAGAGGUUGUCAGCAAGCUUACAGCUGCGUUUGAGGCCCUACAAGCAGCCCGGAGCGGCCGGGAUGAGAAGGCGCUUGACAAGGCGCACGAGUCUGUCGCCAAGUACCUGGGGUACGCCAAGCUAGUGCUCUUUGGCGACGAGGAGCACGAGGCGACAAAGGAAAACGCGCUGGCGCUGGCCCAGGAGGCAGGCCGGACGGACUUGCUUUCGCUGAUCGUAAAGAACCUGGCGGACCUUGAAUUCGAGUCGCGCAAAGACGCGGCCCAGGUGUUCGGCGCCAUCAUCCGCAUCAAAGACAACGAUGAACGGGGGCCAGGAGCCGCCUACGUGCUGGCCCAUCCGGAGAUUCCGACGCUGCUGUUCGUUGGCUAUGAUGAGGCCGCCAUCGCGCUCAACUGCGGCGCCAUGCUGCGGGACUGCUUGCGAGACGACCAAAUCGCCAAGAAGGUGCUAGACGGGCCGGUGUUUCUCAAAUUCUUCGACAAGGUGGAGGUGGCGAAUUUCGAAAUCGCUUCGGACGCGUUCAGCACGUUCAAGGACCUGUUGACGCGGCACAAGGCGGUGGUGGCUCAGUACCUGCAGGAGCACUACACGGAGUUCUUCGGGGCGUACAUCCGGUUACUGCAGUCCACCAACUACGUCGUGCGGCGGCAGUCGCUUAAGCUGUUGGGCGAGCUGCUUCUGGACCGCACCAACGUCAAGGUGAUGCUCAAGUUCGUGAGCGACGUGCAGCACCUGAUGACCAUGAUGGUGCUACUCAAGGACCAGAGCCGAUCCAUCCAGUUCGAGGCCUUCCACGUGUUCAAGGUGUUUGUGGCCAACCCCAACAAGCCCCAGCCCAUUGUGGACAUCCUGGCCAACAACCGCGAGAAGCUGCUCAAGUACCUGGAGGACUUCCACACCGAGAAGGAGGAGGACGAGCAGUUCAAGGAGGAGAAGGCGGUCAUCAUCAAAACAAUAUCCAUGCUCGGCAACCCGGCGCCCGCGCCGGCGCCAGCACCCGCCGCGGCCGCCCCGCCGGCAGCAGCACCGGCGCCAGCCCCGGCGCCCGCGCCAGCAGCACCCGCGUCCUCGCCACCGCAGGGGUCAUAGACGCUUGGUCAGUGUCCAGGAGGCAUGCGCUGUCAUACAGGACGCUUGGCGGCGCAGGCAUAGCCGUUCAUGCAGCGUAUGCAUAGGGCGUGGUGUAUCUUAGCAUUGAGAUUGAAAGCCGUGCUGCAGGCUGGUCUUGAAGUGCGGCGCGAAUGGGCUUGUUUGCUAGCGUGGCGCAUUGCGCAAGGCCCUGCAUUGAUUGUGGCCUGGCACGGCGGCGACGCGGCGGCACGUAAGCGGCAGCAGCCGCCUGACGCGCUCUGUCUGGUCGCUGAUGCUGUGGCGGCGGGUGGAGUGUGGGGCGUCAGCCUGUCCUACUGCUGGGUGCCCAUCAGCAUUAGGAGUGCUAUACGCUGGCCGGUGGGUGAGCAUGUAGCGAGAGGUCUCGAACCACGGCCGGGGGUCGUCACCGAGGAUAGAGGCGGGUUCAGGCUUGGGCUUCAGGUGGGAGCACAAUGUGUGCGAGUGGUGCGCCGGCUCCGCUUUCUGUUUUGCGGAUCAGACAGCGGAAAACGGUCGCUUGAGGGUGUAAGGCCUGUCAAGUAUCGUUGAUAUGGCAGGCGCGGGGCGUUGAGCUCGCCGACUCAGGCGUUGCUGAAGCAAGUUGUCCGAGUGUUGGGCACUCGACGAAGAGGUUAGAUGACUAGAGCGUGCGGUGGAAAUGCCCAAGCGGAAGAGCUGAGCCGACAGGGGCUUUGGUGAUACUGCUGUGGAGUCAAGGCAGUGCGAGGGCAGCACGAUUGCGGCAGUCGGUGUGAUGAGAGGUGGCGUGGGGGUUUCCACGAAUCGUGCUUCAGUCACGAGAGAGAAGCGCGUGCCUGCACUCGAUGCCCUCGAAAGACGCAGUAGGAAAUGGACGCAGGGCGCCGGAGGUGUUGCAGAGGCUGGGGUGCUGCACCGGCUGUAACUCGACUGCGUU